AUGAAAGCCUUUCAGGGGUCUUGCAGAGGUGUUGUAGGGUUUUAUGCAGGCCAUCUUACUGGCAAGUGGGGUGGUGUCUUAGUGGCUGCAACAACACUUGAUGGUGAGAAUAGAUUAGUGCCUCUAGGUAUUGGAGUGGCUAGAAGUGAAACCAAAGAAAACUGGUUAAUAUUCCUCAAAGAUUUGGCACCAGGAAUCUUAGCUCAUCAUUCUGGAAAAGUCACUUUCAUAUCAGAUCAGCAGAAAGGUUUGUUGGAAGCAGUUGCAGAGGUGUUUCCUGGUAUGCCCCAUAGAUAUUGUUGGAGGCACAAUUAUAAGAAUUUCAAGAAAACUUCUAAGUCCCCCACAUUACACAGCUCAAUGUGGAAUGCUGCCAAAGCCUACAAGAUAAAGCAUUUUGAGGAACACAUGAUUGUUAUGUACCAAGAAAAUGCUAAAGUUGCAGAGUAUCUUAUGAAACAAGGUCACCAGAAUUGGUCUAGGGCUUUUUUUGAUCCCAUUAGUUGUUGUGAGCAUCUCAAUAACAAUUUUUCUGAAUCUUUUAAUUCAAUGGCUACUGAACUGAGAGAUAAACCUAUAGUUAUUCUUGGCAUGUUGUAUGGUGAGUUGGUGAUGAAAAUGUUUACAAAGAGAAGGGAACAAUGUACAAAGUGGAAAUCUGGAGAUUUGGUUCCUAAAGCUAAGGACCUUAUCAAAAAAAUGCUUGCCAUUAGUGAAAAAUUUCAUGUUCAGGCUAGUGUGGUUGGGGAGGAUUAUUAUAGGACCACAUGUGCUCCAAAAGUUUUUCCACUGGAAGACAUUUCUGACUAUCCAGGGCCACCAACGGAAAACAAGAUACUACACCCUCCCAGCCAAAGAAAGCCUGGAAGACCUCAUUCAAAGAGGAGAAGAAGUUAUGAUGAACCUCAAACUGAGAAGAAGAAAAGGAAGUGUACUCAGUGUGGAUCUACAGAAGGUCACAACAAGAGAACUUGUAAAGGUGGUGAUGUUGGUAAGAAUCAAACUAGAUAUAGGCCAAGAACUGAGUGUGAUGCUAUAAACUUCAUUUUCACAGACACAGAUGAAGCUGAAACUAGCACUGCAAGGGGCAAAGCAAAGAAGAAAGAGCCUAGUAACACACAAAGUUUCAGUCAAGCUUUUGCUGGUAUUGGAUAUGUGGCUCAGAAUAUUGUUACUGUUACACAGGAUAAGGGAAAGCAGGGAAAGAAAAAUGCAAAGAAGAAGUAA
Molecule: messenger RNA, 1227 nt
Organism: Papaver somniferum (opium poppy)
Lineage: Eukaryota; Viridiplantae; Streptophyta; Magnoliopsida; Ranunculales; Papaveraceae
Exons: 6
Coding region: 1-1227 (408 amino acids)
Source: RefSeq, a predicted model, not a curated record